AUGAAUCUUGUCAACAGGGCUUGCAGACACAAUUCUGCCCAGUCGGACCUCCUCGUGGCUGGUGUUAGCGGCAUCAAAGUCCCACCGAAUACGCGCCCCGUCCCACGCCUCUCAACAAUCGUAUUCCUGCUUGAGGACUCAAUAUCGACGGCAUUGCGCAAACAGAAGGCACGGACACCCUUAAAUAUCCCCUGUGCGCCUAAUCAAGCCCACGAAUUUCUGACGGGUUGUGUCGCGUGUGAGCAAUCUAAUGCUGAUCCUAGCUGCAAGCCCACUGGAUAUAACGCUCGCGUCAAAUGUGAGGGCGCCGCCUCCUCUAGCUUGAUUUCCUGCAAUCCAGCCGAGUUCAGUGACCGCGCCCUUGAGCGUCGCCACUUUCUCACCUUUGAGUGCUUCAUGGCAGUCAUCGGAUCUAUCGCCUACUUUCUUAUUCGUCGACAGCAGCGCUUGCUGGACAAACAAUUAAUGGACCGAAUUAAUAAACAGAUUGCAAGCUAG
This is a messenger RNA of Dibothriocephalus latus, 498 nucleotides long. Lineage: Eukaryota; Metazoa; Platyhelminthes; Cestoda; Diphyllobothriidea; Diphyllobothriidae. The record is from the annotation of a GenBank genome assembly.